Molecule: messenger RNA, 3184 nt
Organism: Seriola dumerili (greater amberjack)
Lineage: Eukaryota; Metazoa; Chordata; Actinopteri; Carangiformes; Carangidae
Product: actin-binding LIM protein 1-like
Exons: 21
Coding region: 73-1875 (600 amino acids)
Biological process (GO): lamellipodium assembly; cytoskeleton organization; cilium assembly
Cellular component (GO): actin cytoskeleton; stress fiber
Molecular function (GO): actin filament binding
Source: RefSeq, a predicted model, not a curated record
CAGCAGUCCAGUUAGUUCCUCUCCUCACUCUGAUCCGCUGCCCUGAGAAACAAAGAGCAGAAACCAACUGUCAUGAAAGAGAAAGUGCUGCUGACUCAGGAUGGCUGCCACCAAGACCCUCCGGCAGGAAAGCGGGUCAUUCAGUGCUUCAGAUGUGGGGAGCAAUGCAAAGGAGAGGUGCUGCGAGUCCAGAACAAUCACUUCCACAUAAAGUGCUUUACCUGCAAAGUGUGUGGCUGUGACUUGGGUCAGAGCGGCUUCUUCAUGAAGAAUGGCGACUACCUCUGUCCGCUGGACUUCCAGAGGCUUCACGGCACCCUCUGCAACAACUGCGGGGAAUUUGUGGAGGGAGAAGUGGUCACAGUCUUGGGGAAGACCUAUCACCCAGCAUGCUUUGCCUGCACCAUUUGCAAGCAGCCCUUUCCUGCUGGGGAUUGUGUCACCUUCAAUGGAAAAGACUGCCUGUGUCAGCGAUGUAUUCGGCCUGUGACUCCCACUCCUAACGACAUCAACCAUUCCAGUAACUGCAGUGGCUGUGGGAGAGACAUCAAGAAUGGCCAGGCUCUGUUAGCCCUCGGUGGCCAGUGGCACCUGGGCUGCUUCAAGUGCAAAGCCUGCAGGAAAGUGCUGAGCGGAGAAUACAUCAGCAAAGAUGGUGUUCCUUAUUGUGAGAGAGACUACCAGAUUCAGUUUGGGGUGCAGUGUGAAGCAUGUCAGAGGUUUAUAACAGGGAAAGUCCUUGAGGCAGGGGACAAACAUUAUCACCCGAGUUGUGCAAGAUGCAGCCGAUGUGACAAAAUGUUCAAAGAAGGAGAAGAAAUGUAUCUGCAAGGAUCGACAGUCUGGCACCCGGACUGCAGGGACAGCAGCAGAACUGAGGACAGUUACAGGGUCGGCAGACCAAAAACACCUCUUGAUUUCUUUUUCCCCCCACAUGAACUUAAGCCCACUAGAUCCUCGUCUGAAAGCUCCUGUUCCAGGCCGGGCUCAUGCACUCCAGGAAGUCCUGGUCGAACUAUCUGUGCAAAAGUAGAUAAUGAGAUCAUUGAUUACCGAGACUUAGCAGCAAUUCCCAGAGUCAAGGCUAUAUAUGAUAUAGAGCAUCCUGAUAUGAUAUCCUAUAAGUCUGUGAACGACAACUCCUCUGCUUUGGACAACAAAGGCAACAGACAGGACAGGCAAAAUCCCACAGAGUCAACAGGAAAUGAAUCUGAAACCACAGAGGAGAGUUUCGAAAUGAGAAAAUGCAUACCAAAAUCUGCAAGCCAUGGACCUUUUGGAGUUCCUGCUCUAUACAAUCGCCACAGCUACACCCCGACCCUGUCCAGAUCACCGCAACACUUUCAUAGGCCAGGGGUGAUGCUUUCUCCCUCUUUAUUCUCUGGCAACAAUGACACCUGCUCCGCUUCCCCUUUAUGCCACCACUUUCUCCCUCAAGAUGUAGGGUUCCACAUGUACAGACGGCCUCCAAUCUAUAAACAGCAAGAUCCAAAUUCCUCUACAUCCCAAACAUCCUCUUUGCCUGGAUACGGACGUAAUGGCCUCCAUCCGCCACAAUCAGCUGAUUUCUCCCACUACAACAGUGACAGAUUCAGAGAUUUUAAGCUCAUCCAUGACGGUCAACAUCCAUUAGCAAGACUGGAGAGAGGAGUGUCUAUGCCUAAUUUGUUGGAGCCAAAAGUCUACCCCUAUGAAAUUCUCACAGUUACUAAUCGAGGACGAGUGAAGCUUCCAAAGGAUGUUGACAGAACAAGACUUGAGUGCCACCUUUCCCCAGAUUCAUUCUUUGAGAUCUUCGGCAUGCAGAUCCAACAGUUUGACAGACUUCCACUGUGGAAACGUAAUGACAUGAAGAAGAAGGCAAAUCUCUUCUAAAUGCUGAUGUUGUAAUUCAUCGUUAAUAUGCAGUACAUGUCAAGUUCUGAUAAAACGUUUAUGUUUAUAUCUUUGCAUUUGGCACAAAAGUUAGAAAUCUUUUGCCUAAAAACAGCACAAGUCACAACUUUACAGAGCCACAACACUGUGUUUCCCAGUUAGUCUCUGUAGGUCACUGAAAUGAAUAAUGGUUAAAGCAGAUAUGAACAUGAGAACUCAAUAGUAUUGGCUUCAGUAAUAGCCAUUAUUCGUCUUUCUUAUGUCAGCCCUGUCUCCCCAGGAAUUACGUUCAUAUUGGACGAUUCAGCUGAAUAUAUAAUUUAUGCCCAUUAAUCAUAAAUGGAGCAGGUAGUGUGAUGUUUAUGUAGCUUAGCAGAAAGUAUGGAGAAAUGGCAAUAAGCAAUGUGUUCUUCUUUGAGGCUUUAAAUCCUGUUUCAGACUGACAAUCUUUCAGUAACCUAACCUAAACUCAUUGAUCUUAGUUGCCUAACUAAAAAGUGCAGUCUGUGUGUUCUCACUGUACUGAUGAGGGCGCCAGAUCACUAAAAUGCUCACAGACUGUAUUGCUUAGGAAUAAUUGUGCAAAAAAAGUUAAAUGACAAAGUUUUUGAGUACAACUAAUGUUGUAAUUAUUCCUAAAAUAUCUGUAAACGACAACUACAAGAUGGUGGGCAAGAUGCUGCUAAGGCUUGGCCCCCGAAACAUUUACAACACAAACACACUGUAACUGAAACACUUUUCAUUGGUGCACUUUUCUGUUUGCCUUCUGAAAAAUAGAGAAUUACUGACUUUAGACUUUAGAGUCUGAGAGUGUUUAAGGUGCUUAUGGUGUUUAAAGUCAGUCCCACUCAUGUCUACAAUGUUUUUAAGCUGGUUAAAGAUAGUCUAAAGCCUUUGUCGGUCAUUAGUGCUGUAUGAAUAACGCUUCCCGUGAUACCUGAUCUAUAGUGCAGUGAUUGGGUACAUGAGAUGGACAGCAUGUCAUCAACAUGUAAUUCUGACAAGAGAAAGUUAAUUAUUCCCACAAGAAGUGGAUGCAUUUUACCCAUGUUCUCAUUGUUACUGGUAUGUGAUGUUAUAUUUUUCUUAUAUUUUGUCGUUUCCUGGCUACACAAACAAUAGAGAAAAUAUGUGAGAAUUGUAUUUCUGUCAAUAGAUUAUCACUGAAAUGUGCUUUGUUGGAUUGUUAAAUUAAUAAUUAAGGUGAUGUAAUGCUUCUUUUUGUUGUAUGUUUCACCCUGACUUGGCUGUGGUAAAACUAUAUAUGCUGCUGUUUGAGCACACCACCUUAAGCGCCCUAAAUAAAAUC